This is a messenger RNA of Tricharina praecox, 1633 nucleotides long. Its product is annotated as heme peroxidase. Lineage: Eukaryota; Fungi; Ascomycota; Pezizomycetes; Pezizales; Pyronemataceae. Bases 90 to 1178 code for a protein of 362 amino acids. The transcript has 3 exons. The record is from RefSeq and is a predicted model, not a curated record. Gene Ontology annotation, molecular function: heme binding; peroxidase activity. Gene Ontology annotation, biological process: hydrogen peroxide catabolic process; response to reactive oxygen species; cellular response to oxidative stress.
CCCGUAUAUAUAGGUGCCAAUAUCCCCCGGCCAGCAGCCAUUCCUUCCUAUCUCCAUAUCCCCCACCCAUAUCACCACAUCACAUCACCAUGGCAUCCGUAGCACGAACACUCUUCCGCAGCACUGCCCGCGCCGCUGCCCGGCCACAGCUCCUGGCCUCUCCCAUCCGCCAGGGUGCUCGUCGGAGCUACGCCAACGCCUCUGGCUCCGCCGGCGGAUCGUCGACAGGACUGUUUGCUGGUCUGGCGGCCGCCGCUGCCGCCGCCGGUGGCGGUUACUACCUCUACAGCAAUGGACAGCUGGGACCGCUCAACAAUAAGCAGGCUACCCCCACCAUUCUGAAGCCUACAAAGGAGGACUACCAGAAGGUGUACAAUGACAUCGCCGAGCUGUUGGAGGACAAUGACUACGAUGAUGGAUCCUUCGGACCUGUCCUCGUCCGCCUCGGCUGGCACGCCUCGGGCACCUACGACGUAGAAACGAAGACCGGCGGCUCGGACGGAGCAACGAUGCGGUUCGCGCCAGAGAGCGACCACGGCGCGAACGCGGGACUGAAGGUGGCGCGCGACCGCCUCGAGCCCGUCAAGCAGAAGCACCCGUGGAUCUCGUACUCGGACCUGUGGAUCCUUGCUGCCGUCUGCUCGUUGCAGGAGAUGGGAGGUCCCAAGAUUGCAUACCGCCCCGGACGCUCGGAUAAGGACGUGGCUGCUUGCACGCCUGAUGGACGUCUUCCCGACGCCUCGAAGACGCAGGACCACCUCCGCAACAUCUUCUACCGCAUGGGCUUCAACGACCAAGAGAUCGUAGCACUCGCGGGGGCACACGCUUUGGGGCGGUGCCACAAGGACCGCAGUGGCUACGAUGGGCCGUGGACCUUCUCGCCGACGAUGUUGACGAACGACUUCUACCAGCUGCUGCUGAACGAGAAGUGGAACUGGCGCAAGUGGAACGGCCCCAAGCAGUAUGAGGAUAAGGGCUCCAAGUCCUUGAUGAUGCUGCCCGCCGAUAUCGCACUCAUCCAGGACAAGGUCUUCCGGAAGCAUGUAGAGCGCUACGCCAAGUCCCAGGAUGAGUUCUUUAAGGACUUUGCCGCAGUCAUUGAGAAGCUGUUUGAGCUCGGUGUGCCGUUCAAAGAGGGCACUGAGAAGUGGCACUUUAAGGCCACUACUGACGAGUAGAGGAGGUGGGGAUGAGGGAUGGGGAAAGGAAGUGUGAUUUUCCUGUGGAAGAUGGUUCUUGUUUUUAUAGCGAUUGUUCGAAGGAGGAGUUUGUUCUUGUUGCUAGCAUGGAAUACCUAUAUCGCCACCAUCAUCAUAAUCAUCAUCAUUGCAUGCAAUUGACUGCCCAAAACUCAUCAAUUCAAUCCACUCAUCACCCUCAUCCUCAUCAUAUGGCAACGGAAUAGUAUUCACUUCGCACACGGACACGCAACGCUAUGAUACUAUACAAUCUCAUCUUCAUCAUCUUCAGAAGUGUCUCCCCAUUUCAAAAUCUCAGCCCAGUUUUUAAUUGCCGUCGCAGAACCAAUAAAAAAACCAAAUGCAAAGAAAGAAUAGAAAUUACCCGAGAGUUAUGUAUGAUAUGUAGUAGCCGUCGUCGUAAGUUCCACACUGUACUGUCUGUCUGUCUGUCU